Scylla paramamosain (green mud crab) is the source of this 5861-nucleotide messenger RNA. It is a transcript of the gene Vinc, whose product is annotated as vinculin-like. Gene Ontology annotation, cellular component: cytoplasm; adherens junction; actin cytoskeleton. The coding region runs from base 97 to 3324 and encodes 1075 amino acids. Gene Ontology annotation, molecular function: alpha-catenin binding; beta-catenin binding; actin filament binding. Lineage: Eukaryota; Metazoa; Arthropoda; Malacostraca; Decapoda; Portunidae. The record is from RefSeq and is a predicted model, not a curated record. Gene Ontology annotation, biological process: cell adhesion. The transcript is spliced from 25 exons.
AGUCUCCUCUUGGCCACCGGUGAGGGAGGGUGUGCUGGCUGUCUUGGAUUGGGUUUUAUGUUUAUUGUGUAGAACUUAAGAACACAGACGUGAAAGAUGCCCGUGUUUCACACCAAGACCAUCGAGGGCAUCCUGGAGCCCGUGGCCCAGCAGGUGUCGCGGCUGGUGAUCCUGCACGAGGAGGCCGAGGAUGGCAACGCGAUGCCCGACCUGGAGAAGCCUGUCAUGGCAGUGUCCAAGGCUGUCGUCAACCUGGUCAAGGUGGGCCGGGAGACCAUCAACAGCAGCGAUGACCCCAUCCUGAAGCAGGACAUGCCAGCAGCCCUGCAUCGGGUGGAGAGCGCUUCAAAGCUGCUGGAGGAGGCAUCGUCCCUGCUCAAGGCCGACCCUUACUCCCAGCCAGCAAGGAAGAAGCUGAUAGAGGGGGCACGAGGCAUCCUGCAGGGCACCUCGGCGCUGCUGCUGUGCUUUGACGAGUCCGAGGUGAGGAAGAUCAUCCGGGAGUGCAAGAAGGUCCUGGACUACCUGGCAGUGGCCGAGGUCAUCGAGACCAUGGAGGACCUGGUGCAGUUCGUCAAGGACUUGUCUCCCUGCUUGACUCGGGUGUCGCGGGAUGUGGAUGCACGGCAGCAGGAGCUGACGCACCAGGUGCACCGGGAGAUCCUGAUGCGCUGCCUGGAGGGAGUCAAGACGCUCUCUCCCAUCCUUAUCUGUUCCAUGAAGAUAUUCAUCCAGAUCUUCCACCAGGGAGGCAAAGGCAUCGCCGAGGCCGCCGAGAACAGGAACUACCUCACAGGGAGGAUGACGGACGAGAUCAACGAGAUCAUCCGAGUGCUGCAGCUCACCACCUACGAUGAGGAGGAGUGGGAUGCUGACAACCUGACUGUCAUGAAGAAAGCCCUCAACGCCAUCGACGGCAAGGCGCAGGCUGCCCACGACUGGCUGCAGGACCCCACAGCACUGCGGGGAGGCAUUGGGGAGAAGUCCCUGCGGCAGAUCCUGGCCCAGGCGGACAGGGUGGCUGACAGGUCACUGCCAACGGACCGCGAUGUCAUCAGGAAACUCUCGGGAGACAUCUCCUCCAUGACCGAUGCCUUGUGUGAGCUGAGGCAGGACGGCAAGGGAGCCACACCUCAGGGCCAGAGCCUGUCCCGCAGCAUUGGGGAGAAGCUGAACGAACUGAGCGGCGCCAUCUCUCGCGCAGUGAACAACGUGGAGCGCAGCGGCGUGCAGCAGCCAGCACACACGGUGGCAGGACGGCUGGAGCAGGCGCAACGCUGGCUUAACAACCCCUCCAUGGAUGACAAGGGCCUGGGCCAGCAGGCCAUCGGCCUCAUCGUGGAGGAGGGCAAGAAGGUUGCGUCGGGGCUGACCGGCCCAGCAAAGUCUGGCAUCCUUGCACUGUGUGAGGAGGUGGACAGCCUCUCCCAGCAGCUGUCUGAGAUGUGCCGCCGUGGCCAGGGAGAGACACCCCAGGCACAGGCGGUAGCCAGGGCACUGUCCUCUAAACUGAAGGAGCUGAAGGACAAGAUCCAGACGGCUGUGGUGGACAGAGUUGUGGAGGACUUUGUGGACAUCACCACACCCCUCAAGCAGUUUACCGAUGCAGCACUGGCGCCCGAGGGCACACCAGGCAGGGAGCAGACCUUUGAGAACAAGGCAAACAACCUCGCCAACUUCAGCAACCGCGCUGCCAAGACGGCACUCAUGGUUGCUGCGGGAAGCUCCGGCAGUAACAAGAAGCUGACUGAGGCUCUGCUGGCAUCUGCUGGACAGGUGGAGAGCCUCACGCCUCAGCUGGUUGCCGCCGGCCGCAUCCGCAUGACGUACCCGACCAACAAGGCAGCCGACGAGCACUUUGAGAACCUGCGCCGCCAGUACGCUGAGAGCAUCCAGAAAGUGAGGGACCUGGCUGACGAGGCGACCGACUCGGCAGCAUUCAUAAAGGCUUCAGAGGACCUGAUCAAGAAGCACACGGCUGCCUGUGAGGCGUCCAUACAGAACCAUGAGCCACAGGCCAUGGUGGACAACACCAGCGCCAUUGCCCGCCUGGCCAACCGUGUAUUGAUGGUGGCCAAGCAGGAGGCUGACAACUCUGAGGACCCAAGCUUUGUAGCCAAGGUCAACGCUGCCUCAGACCAGGUGCAAGUGGCUGUGACGCCCAUGGUGCAGAACGCCAAGGACGUGGCCAUGAACCCUGACGACCAGCGUGCCAUUGGCAGGUGGCGGCAGUCCAACCACGCUCUGCUGAGUGCAGUGGGCGAGGUGCGACGAGCAGUGAUGGUGUAUCCCGAUGAGCCAGCCAUCCCGCCCCCGCCCGACAUGUCCUCCCUCACCCUCAAUGCGCCACAUUAUUUUUUGGAUGAGACAGAUGUUGGGCCAAGCAAUGGACACACGGUGCCGGGCUCCCAUCCUGUUCUGUAUUCUGAGCUAGUUGGUGGUGGUGUUGUUGGUGGUGGUGGUCAGGCUGGGGCGGGUGUGGCCCCCAGCACUGCCCUGGACCACCCUCACUCCUUCCACUCUCCACAUGCCGGCCUGGCAGCGGCUGGGCACAGAUGGGGCAGAGGGGAGCCGUCAGAGACUCACUAUGACAGCUACACAGACGAUGAGCUGCCCACGGACCCUUUCCCCUGCUACAGAGAUCAAGCACCACCACGCCCCCCACUGCCUGGUGGGGAGAAGGCUCCUCCUCCCCGCCCCCCUCCACCAGAGACUGAUGACGAGGAGGAGACCAAAAUGUUCAGUGAAGUGCCGCAGCCCAACCAGCCCAUCAUGAUGGCUGCGCACGGCCUGCACCAGGAGGUGAAGCAGUGGUCGUCAAGGGACAACGAGAUCAUUGCAGCCGCCAAGAAGAUGGCGCUGCUCAUGGCUCAGCUGUCACAGCUAGUCCGGGGCGAGGGCGGAACCAAGAAAGACCUGAUUGCUUGUGCCAAGGCCAUCGCCGAGGCCUCCGAGGAGGUGACCCAGCUGGCCAAGGACCUCGCCAGGGAGUGCACCGACAAGAGGAUGAGGACGAAUCUGUUGCAAGUGUGUGAACGCAUCCCCACCAUUGGGACGCAGCUCAAGAUCCUGUCCACAGUGAAGGCCACCAUGCUCGGGGCUCAGGAGUGCUUCCCUCGACGUGAAUCGGAGAUCGAGAUCCUGAUUGGGUCCAGCUCAGAGGAGGACCAGGAGGCCACGGAGAUGCUGGUGGGCAACGCGCAGAACCUGAUGCAGUCGGUAAAGGAGACAGUGCGCGCCGCAGAGGCCGCUUCCAUCAAGAUCCGCACGGACGCCGGCAUCAGGCUGCGCUGGGUGCGCAAGCAGCCAUGGUACCAGUACUAGUGCACCACUCUGUUGCUCGGCUCUGCUUUGUGUAUUACUCUACCCACAACUUGUAUAGAUAUGCAGUAUACACAAGUAUAUAGCAAAAAUAAAAGAGGUCUAUUUUAUAUUGAAUUCAAAGAAUAUAUUAUAGCUGUCUGAUGGGCAUUAUUAUUUAGCUAUCAAGUCUGCUGGAUUUACUGUGUCUGGGGGACUGUGCAGGCACUGCCCUGCCAGGGACCUUGUGUGUUUGGAGGACUGUGCAGGCACUGCCCUGCCAGGGACCUUGUGUGUCUGGGGGACUGUGCAGACACUACCCUGCCAUGGACCUUGUGUGUCUGGGGGACUGUGCAGGCACUGCCCUGCCAUGGACCUUAUGUGUCUGGGGGACUGUGCUGGCACUGCCCUGCCAGGGACCUUGUGUGUCUGGGGGACUGUGCAGGCACUGCCCUGCCAGGGACCUUGUGUGUCUGGUGGACUGUGCAGGCAGUACCCCAGGUCAGAUCCUUGGCAGGGACCUUGUGUGUUUGAAAGACUGUGCAGACAGUGCCCUGAGGGAGGUACCUGCCGGGAUCCUUGUGUGACAGGGAGGCUGUGCAGGCAGCACCUUGGGGCAGGUACUUGGCAGGGAGCUUGUAGCUAAAUGGUGUGCCCAGAGAGAGGGAGUGGUCUCCCACCUGAGGUCACAAGGUCAGGUUUGUGAGAGGGAAAACAGUUGACAAUGUAGACAGUGUUAAGUUGACUUGAAAUGUUACACUCUUCACAGAGUAGCUUGUGUUCUGUUUGAACAUGUACACAGUAAACACUGCCUUAAUACUGUAUAAUGAAUGUCCUUGUAAAUAAUUUUAAUCGUUUGCAAUAAGUGAUCAACUAAUAUGUAAGUUAAAUUUUUUGAUCUCCCAGAAGCAAGUAUUAGACAAGAAAUAAAACCAAUCACUGAUUCCAUCCUCCGUGGCAAACUGAAGCUGCAGGGAGCAGCAAACUCCCUGCACUGCAGUACGUGUCCAUUAACUUUCUGAUAGGUGAGGCUCCUCCAUGUGCUUGUUGUGUAUGUGCCAAAACAAUUGUCUUCCUCAUGAGGCGACAGUGCUAUCAGUUGAAUUGGAAGUAACGUCACUUUUUGCUAAAUUCUGGACUAUUUCGCGUUGUAACAUUAGACAUUUAUGCAGGCUCAUUAAAGUAUUGUGAACUGUGGGUCAAUGUAUGCAGUCUUGCUUCAUUUUUAGUUACGUAUUACCUUCAUCAGAUCAGAGCAUCUCCUUGCAGUCUUUGUGCAGGUUUGGCCUUUUGUUUUUUCCAAAAUUUUCAGGGAAUCCAUGCCAUAUCACUGUAGUUGUCCCAUGGUAGAGGUGUGGUAGACAGUCUGGUAGUCACUCACAGCCCCGGGUGAGGCGUUCAUGUAGGGAAGGCUACUGAGGAACAGUUUGUUACACAAGUGUCCCAAAGUAACAAAUACCAGUUUGCUGGAGAAGUAGACUUGCAAUAUUAGGUUAGGCCGUCUAUGCUGCGCGGCGCAGUGGGCUGCCGCUGCUGCCGCUGCCGCCACUGCUGUUGCUGCGGAUCGCAGGAGUCUUCUGGCAACCUUUGUGCAAAACUAACUGACUACUGUAGCUUAACACAUGACUAGUGUCUGUUCAUUGGUGCUUACCUUGUAGUCUGUCACACAACAAAUCUAUACCAGUGUAACGAAUAGGAUGAGAGUACCUACACUACAAUAGACUUAUGCUCAUUGAUUUAGGAUAAGGUGGAACUAAUAAGGGUAUAAUAUUGAGCUUGUUGAUAUGUAAUUUUUGUUGUGUUUGUAAUGAUUUGAGUGCCUUUAUGAUGUAAUUAAGAUGAUUUACCAUGACUUAAAUGUUUACACUCUUUUAUAGAUAUCAUUAUAGUACUUCAGUACUUCAAGAAGAAAGUUCAGGUUCCCACAAGUGCAUACUUUGAGUAGAGUGGUCAGCUGAUAGUGUUCCUAUUUUAAUUCUUAUGCUCCUCUCUGGUUGCAAUGCCCUAGUGAUUUAAGAAGCACUUACAAUCACGCUGAGGCCUUAUAUAGUUGAAGCACCUAAUGCCACUGGGAACAAGAGGUAUCAUACAGAGAAGCUCACACACCCAAAAGUAAGACGGUCAAAUUGUAACAUGUCCCAUUGUGCUGUGGCGUGGCACGCUGUGCACCCUGCAUGACAUGGUGGCUUGCCGUGCACCUUAGCGUCCCGUGGUGGUGCACUGUGCACCCUGGCGUGCUGUGACGGGGCGCACUGUGCACCCCAUUGUGCUUGGUGCUGGCCAGCCCAGAUGAGUCCCGUGCACAGAUUCUUUGCUCUCCUGGUGAUGCAGUGCUUCUGUCGUCCGCAUGUGUGGUUGCACAAAGGAGAAGACGAGAGUGCGGAGUGAGAUGAGGCGUGGCCCAGGGUAGACUUUGCCAGUGGCUGCCCGGCUCAUCUCACUCGUGCUUGGCUCUUUUCUCAUUUCUCAGUCCACAUAGAAAAGUUAUCUUGGUUCCAUUUUAAAUCUUUGACAUGCAAGAUCUGAUAUUUUAUAAAAAAAAAUAUAGUAAAUCCAUAUGA